AUGCCCGAGCCAACAAAACAAACUGAGUACGAAAAACUGAAAAAAGAGCUCCAUCAAAAAGUAUUAAGAAAGAAGCAGAUGGACGAUGAGCUAACCGCUAUAGAAGAGGAUAUAUUCAAUAUGGAGACAGCUUAUCUUACCAAUAAUAGUUCCUAUGGUAACAUCAUUAAAGGCUUUGAAAACUUCACUAAAAGUUCCCAUUCAAACAACAAUCCUGCAGCAAGGAAGAGAUAUCAGUUUACUGACAAUGAUAGAAUAUUUUCCCUCAGUAGUUCGACCUACGUUAGGCAUUUGAAGAAAAUCAAUGAAGAGAAUGGAGCAGACAGAGUCAACUUUGAUGCUGAAUGCAUGGAUGACGAGGAGGGGGAUGAAGAGGAAGACGAGAAAUCUAGCAAUGGGCAAAAAAAGAAAAAGAGGGAUGACUGA
Komagataella phaffii GS115 is the source of this 426-nucleotide messenger RNA. RefSeq names its product Chromatin modification-related protein EAF6. Bases 1 to 426 code for a protein of 141 amino acids. The transcript has a single exon. The record is from RefSeq and is a predicted model, not a curated record. Gene Ontology annotation, cellular component: NuA4 histone acetyltransferase complex. Lineage: Eukaryota; Fungi; Ascomycota; Pichiomycetes; Pichiales; Pichiaceae.